Messenger RNA from Dendroctonus ponderosae (mountain pine beetle), 3914 nucleotides. RefSeq names its product polycomb protein Sfmbt (gene Sfmbt). The transcript is spliced from 18 exons. Gene Ontology annotation, cellular component: nucleus. Lineage: Eukaryota; Metazoa; Arthropoda; Insecta; Coleoptera; Curculionidae. Gene Ontology annotation, biological process: regulation of DNA-templated transcription; heterochromatin formation. Gene Ontology annotation, molecular function: zinc ion binding. Bases 201 to 3128 code for a protein of 975 amino acids. The record is from RefSeq and is a predicted model, not a curated record.
UUUAGGGAGUUUUUCGCUGGGCAAGGGCACAUGUCCGCAUUGUUCUGACAUAAAAUUCCCCAGAUCCUUGUUUCCGGAAUAAUCCGAGUUGAUAUGUAGUGAAAACAAAAUCGUUCCGUAAUUAUUUCAGCUAAAAUUGGCCUUUUCAAUAAAAAUGAUGCAUUGAAAUGUAAAAUGUAUUAAAUUUAACAGUUGCGAAUAUGAACGUGUAUAAUUCUAUGUCUGGCAUGACAGAUAUUGGUAUGGUUUGGAUGGGAUCACCGCCGGCAACCGGAGAAGUUCCCGUUGGAAUCUUACCACCUGAUUCGAACGAAAUGCUUUUGGAUCAAACCGAAAACAUGUACUACACUCCAUCCCACCACAGCAUGUCCAGCCAAUCUAUGGACGAUAUGCACAGCACCAUGCAAAGUUCCCACAUGGAUACUGGAGAAAGCUUUGACAUGAUGCACUUUAUUGACAUGAAAACUGAGCAAAGCAACGAUUCAAGUUACAUGGAAGAUGAUAAUUCGGCGCCUGUGUAUAUGAUUACCACAGCCACACAGACAUUACCAUAUUCCACUGGAAAAAUUAAGCCUGUAAAACAUCCGGGACUUGUGUUGAAAACUCCCAUUGCGUAUCAAGGGAACACUGAUCUAUCAGUUAUUCCCAUUCAGAAAGAUGGAAUUGCGGUGUGCGAAAAAUGUGGAGCAAUAGGCGUCAAACAUGCUUUUUAUACGAAGGAAAGAAGAUUCUGUUCCCUGGCGUGUGCUAGAGGAUAUAGCGGCUUUGUACCUGAAUCAAUGCAAUCAUUGCCACAAUCACAGCCACAAUUUAAGAACCUUUACGCUAAAUAUCGUUAUAUGAUGAUGGAUAAGAGUGACAACGAGGACGACGACGACGAUGACUAUUCAGAUUGUUAUAUCGACCCCAGACUGCCUCAACUCGAGAAAUAUUCUCCAAUAUUGGAUGGUUCUGCAUUAAGUGUUAGAAAAAAAACCUCUCAAUUGAAUUCUUUCAGCUGGGAUGCGCAACUUAGUGAUAGAUAUUUUGUUGCUGCUCCUGUAACUUGUUUUAAGCAUGCUCCCAUGGCAGAUAUUUGGGAGAAUAUCAUGGUUGGAAUGAAGGUCGAAGUGGAGAAUACAGACUGCGGUAAUACAGACACAUUCAACGACUCGUUUUGGGUGGCCACCGUCAUGAGAAUCGUUGGGUAUAAGGCACAACUUAGAUAUGAAGGAUUUGGAGCCAAUGACUCAAAGGAUUUUUGGGUCAGCUUGUGUUCAAAUCAAGUUCAUCCGGUAGGUUGGUGCGCCACUAGAGGAAAACCGCUUAUACCUCCAAAAACCAUAGAAAAUAAGUACAGCGAUUGGAAAGAUUUUCUGAGUAAACGAUUAACUGGUUCUAGAACACUGCCGUCAAACUAUAGCAAUAAAACCAUCGAAAGCCUUAUAUCCAGAUUCGAUGUUGGCCUUAACCUAGAGGUAGUUGACAAAAACCAUAUAUCUCAAGUAAAAGUAGCUACUAUUCAUAAAAUAGUUGGUAAACGACUCAACGUUAAGUACUCUGAUAUGCCUCAUGAUGACGCCGGAUUUUGGUGUCAUGAAGAUUCUCCACUUUUGCACCCAGUCGGGUGGGCCAAAAAGGUCGGGCACCAUUUGAUAGCUCCCAUUAACUAUUUAGAGCGAGUAAAUCAAGAUAUAUUUGACGAUGAAGAUGCAACUGAAUACUUCUUUAAUCCCAUACAAAUUGGAUCGCAGAAUUACCACUCAUCAGGUAGAAGCAUGUUCCAACUAGUUUCAUUAUCUAUUGCCCUAUUUAUUAUAAUAAUAUUAACUUUAGGAUUUGCUGCCGGGAUGAAACUUGAAGCGAUUGACCCAUUAAAUCUUUCGUCGAUAUGUGUAGCCACAGUGAUGGAUGUGCUUAACUAUGGCUAUAUUAUGAUUCGAAUAGAUACUUACGAGUCAGACCUUUCAGGUGCCGAUUGGUUUUGUUAUCACGUCAAAUCGCCAUGUAUAUUCCCAGUUGGAUUUUGCAAUAAGCACAACAUUCCUUUGACACCGCCAAAAGGCUAUGAUCAGGCAACAUUUGAGUGGAAUUCGUAUCUCUCGGAAGUGGGAAAAGUUCCUGCAGAUCCGUCUUUGUUCAACACGUAUGUGCCGCUGCAUGGAUUCGUGCCGGGCAUGAAAAUCGAAGCUGCAGACUUGAUGGAUCCUCGACUAGUUUGCAUUGCAACCGUCAGUAAAGUUGUUGGCCGAUUACUCAAAAUUCAUUUUGAUGGGUGGGAAGAUGAAUUCGAUCAAUGGCUGGAUUGUGAGAGUUCAGAUAUCUACCCAGUGGGUUGGUGUCAGAGCGUUGGUCAUAAGUUGGAAGGACCGCCUGUUCAAAAUAAGCCAAAUACGUCUCAAGUUAAAAGCCCUAAAGGUAAAAUACUCGAACCAGUAAAACGAAAAUAUCGCAAAAAGAAGAACAAAGAAGGAUCAAAGGCCAGUUCAUUUGGAAGCUCAUCCACUUCACAUUCUACUAAAAUUUCCAAGAGCUUUCAGACUGAACCUUAUGAGUUUGGCGAGGACGAGGAGCCGUUUAAUGACGAGGACGCUGAGAAAGAGGACGGGGAUGACCAGUCAAUAAACAUGGACUCAAAAAGUGUUGAUAGCGAGGAUAAUCCAGGUCCAGAAACCGGUCAAGAACCGGAAGGACCCGAUCAAAGCCUGCCCGUUCCCAGUAGUGAAUGUCAAGUAGCUCAGAAUAACAUUCAAAUUAGAAGCGAACCACCAAAACCUCCAUCCGAAAGAAAACCUUCAGCUCACGUUUCUACUAAUUCAAAUCCCAAACUAAUUCCUAGAUUAGUAGACAGCUCAAAUUGUACAAAUGAGUCAAACGCCGAAUUAUGCCCCAAUGAGUGGAAUGUAUUCGAUGUGGCCCAAUUUUUGAGGGUGAACGAUUGUGCCAAUUAUUGCGAUGCAUUCAGUAAACAGAAAAUCAAUGGAAAAUUGCUUUUGAAUCUCAACAAAGAGGAUAUUUUGGAGUACACUGGUGGCAAAGUGGGCCCCAGCUUGAAAAUAUUCGACCUCAUUCAGCAGCUAAAAAUCAAAGUAAAGCCGGCGCAACUGCGCCAAUUCAAUCUGAAGUCCCACAUUAAAAAAGUUUUAUAGUGCCUGCACAGUUAAUUAGGUAGACUCAUCAUUGAGCAAUCUAGCUCCAUGCUGGCCUUGAAUAUACGCUUUGUCAGUUUAAAAUAUGGUUCGGACAACCUCAAUUCAAGCUUGAAUUUUUAAGGGUUUGUUGCUGCCUGCCAACAUUUAUUUACAUACAUUUUAUGACUGUUAAUGAGUAUUAUUGAGCAUUUUAUUUCAGUUGAUGAUUAACCCCUAUAAGAAGGGUUUGAUUUUAAAAAGCAGUCAUAAAGUAAAGUAUAUGUACAUAGAUACUUAAGCAGACAGGACACAGGUCGAUUCUGUUCAUUGGCGUCAUUCAUUUUAGGAUGUAAAAAAUCAAACCAGUGUAUGAGUAAAAUUCACUGAUUUAUCAUUCAUCAUCAUCAAUCAGAUUGUUGGUGAAUUUUAUUGAUUGGGCAUUUAUCAUUUUUUCAAUCAAAUUGUUGUUAUGCAAAAAUCUUAAUUUUUUUGAGAGAAUUAUUAUACUCCCAUUGGUUCUGUACUGCCCCACACAAAUAACUGACGCCAAUUUGAAGUCACCUUGUAAACGAUGUAAAUAGGAGAUUACUUUAGACAGUUUUUAAGAGUAUUUUAACAGAAUCUUACAACAAGAAUGCCAGUGAUGGGUAUAACUAUAUACUUGAAUUGUGUACACUCUAAUCAGUAUCUCGAUAUGUUUAAUUGAAACAGUCUAAUAUGAAAAGUAAUAAAUGAGCAUUCAUUUUGAAGCAAAUGCAGAAUGGAAUAAAUUCUUCUCUUCACUGAAACUUAACCAAAAGUAUU